This is a messenger RNA of Ilex paraguariensis (yerba mate), 1593 nucleotides long. Lineage: Eukaryota; Viridiplantae; Streptophyta; Magnoliopsida; Aquifoliales; Aquifoliaceae. The record is from the annotation of a GenBank genome assembly.
AUGGCUACUAAGCUUCUUUUAUUGUUUGCUAUAUAUCGUUUAAUUGUGGUCGUUGGAUUAACACUGGACCCCAAUAAGCUUCUCCGGCUCGGAGUUGAAGGCCAGCUCAGCGUCCACCCAUCGGACUUGAAAACAGCUUCUUCAGAUUUCGGCGGUGUAAAAAGAGCUGAACCGGUGGCCGUCCUCCACCCGGCUUUGCCGGAGGACGUAGUCCAUCUUGUUAAAGCCGCCUACGAAUCGGCUCAUGGGUUCACCGUUUCGGCUAGAGGCCACGGGCAUUCCACAAAUGGGCAGGCUCAAACCACCAAAGGUGUGGUGAUUCAAAUGAGCCGGUCAAGGGUAAGCCGGAUUGACUCUAUCAACCCGACUUGGCCAAUGGUUUUGGAGAAGUUGAUGUAUGUGGAUGUGUGGGGUGGGGAGCUAUGGAUAGAUGUGCUGAGGUCCACGCUAAAGUAUGGACUUGCACCAAAAUCAUGGACUGAUUACUUGUACCUUUCUGUGGGUGGUACCCUCUCCAAUGGUGGAAUCAGUGGACAAGCUUUCAAUCAUGGCCCUCAGAUUAGCAAUGUCCAUGAGCUUGAUGUUGUAACAGGUAAGGGUGAGCUAUUGAGUUGUUCUGAAGAACAAAACUCAGAACUUUUCCAUGCUGUUCUUGGAGGUCUAGGCCAAUUUGGUAUCAUCACAAGGGCUAGAAUUACACUUGAGCUAGCUCCUCAAAGGGUGAGAUGGAUCCGAGUGUUGUAUUCCAACUUCUCGGCUUUUACCGAUGACCAGGAGUAUCUCAUCUCUCUUCAUGGACAGCCAGCUGCCGAAAAAUUCGAUUAUGUCGAAGGUUUUGUCAUUGUAGACGAAGGACUCGUUAACAACUGGAGGUCGUCUUUUUUUUCUCCUCAGAACCCUGUGAAGAUUUCCUCUCUUAAAGCUGGUGGAGGUUUGUUAUAUUCAUUGGAGAUCACCAAAAACUACGACGAAUCAAAUGCCGAUACUAUCGAUCAGGAAAUAGAGAUUCUACUGAAGAAAUUGAAUUUUAUACCAGCAUCAGUAUUUACAGCUGAUCUUCCUUACGUGGACUUCUUGGACCGGGUUCACAAGGCCGAGUUGAAGCUCCGGUCCAAGGGGCUUUGGGAGGUGCCACACCCAUGGGUCAACCUGUUUGUACCCAAGUCGAGGAUUGCUGACUUUAAUGAAGGAGUUUUCAAGGGCAUUUUGGGGAAUAAGUCCAGUGGGCCCAUUCUCAUUUACCCCAUGAACAAAAACAAGUGGGAUGAGAGGAGCUCAGUUGUUACACCAGAUGAGGAGGUGUUUUACUUGGUGGCAUUGCUCAGGUCUGCGCUAGACAAUGGAGAAGAGACACAGACGUUGGAGUACCUGAGCAAUCAGAACCGUCAGAUCCGAAGAUUCUGUGACGAAACAGGGAUCAACGUCAAGCAGUACCUACCUCACUACAACACAAGACAGGAAUGGAUGGACCACUUUGGUGAUAAGUGGGCACAAUUUUACCAAAGAAAAAUGGAGUUCGACCCCAGACGCAUAUUAGCCACCGGCCAACAAAUAUUUAAACCUUCUUUUAAAACUAAUACUGCUUCGCGGUGA